Nematolebias whitei (Rio pearlfish) is the source of this 9295-nucleotide messenger RNA. RefSeq names its product protein furry homolog. Gene Ontology annotation, cellular component: cell cortex; site of polarized growth. Gene Ontology annotation, biological process: cell morphogenesis; neuron projection development. The coding region runs from base 113 to 9115 and encodes 3000 amino acids. The record is from RefSeq and is a predicted model, not a curated record. The transcript is spliced from 61 exons. Lineage: Eukaryota; Metazoa; Chordata; Actinopteri; Cyprinodontiformes; Rivulidae.
ACAGUGUGCGUCACAGAGGGCUGAUAGCAGGCUGGUCACAGCUCAGCUGCCUCUGCUGCUGCUGCUGUUGGAGGGAAACCACAGUGAGAAGGGAGGGCAGGGAGCUGCAGCCAUGGCCAGCCAGCAGGACUCAGGCUUCUUUGAAAUCAGCAUCAAGUCCCUGCUGAAGUCGUUGAGUGGAACCUCACCUGUGGGAAACGGAUACAAUAAACCUCCCAUCCCUCCAGUCAGCUGUCCUCAGGGAGAGAAAGGCCCUCCAGCCAUGAUGCCCAUCAGCAUCGAUCCAGAGAGCAGGCCAGGCGAGUACGUCCUCAAGAGUCUGUUCGCCAACUUCACCACCAUGUCUGAGCGCAAGAUCCGCAUCAUCAUGGCUGAGUCGCUGGAAAAGCCAUUAACAAAGUCUCUCCAGAGGGGAGAAGAUCCUCAGUUUGACCAAAUGAUAAGCACCAUGAGCUCAUUGGCUGAAUACAGUCUUCCCUCCAUCCUGCGCACUUUAUUUGACUGGUACAAAAGACAAAAUGGACUAGAGGAGGAGCUGCACAAGUACCAGCCCAGAGCCAACACAAAGUCCAAAAAUGAAGAGCAACAGAGAGAUUAUCUACUUGAACGAAGAGAUCUGGCCAUCGACUUCAUCUUUUCUCUUGUACUUAUAGAAGUUUUGAAACAGAUGCCGCUCUACCCAGUCCACGAUGGUUUAGUCAGUGAAGUCAUUAAUGUGGCCUUUAAGCACUUUAAAUAUAAAGAGGGAUAUCAUGGUCCAAACACUGGAAACAUGCACACUGUAGCAGAUCUCUACGCUGAAGUCAUCGGAGUAUUAGCCCAGUCCAAGUUUCCAGCUGUGAAGAAGAAGUUCAUGACUGAGCUGAAGGAGCUGCGGCAGAAAGAGCAGAGUCCUUACGUCGUGCAGAGCACCAUCAGCCUCAUCAUGGGGGUCAAGUUCUUCAGAGUUAAAAUGUAUCCCGUCGAGGAUUUUGAAGCUUCUUUUCAGUUCAUGCAGGAGUGUGCUCAAUACUUUCUAGAAGUCAAGGAUAAGGACAUUAAGCAUGCCCUGGCUGGCCUCUUUGUUGAGAUCCUGGUUCCUGUUGCAGCUGCGGUGAAGAACGAGGUGAACGUGCCCUGCCUGAGGAACUUUGUGGACAGCUUGUACGACACAACCCUGGACCUGUCCUCCAGAAAGAAGCACUCUCUGGCGUUUUAUCCUCUGGUGACGUGUCUGCUGUGUGUCAGCCAGAAACAGUUCUUCCUCAACAGAUGGCAUCUCUUCCUCAACAACUGCCUUUCAAAUCUGAAGAGUAGAGACCCAAAAAUGGCUCGAGUUGCUCUGGAGUCCUUAUAUCGACUGUUGUGGGUUUACAUGAUCAGAAUAAAGUGUGAGAGCAACACUACAACUCAGGGUCGACUGAACACCAUCAUAACAACGCUUUUCCCAAAGGGAUCUCGUAGUGUGGUACCAAGAGACAUGCCGCUCAACAUAUUCGUCAAAAUCAUUCAAUUUAUUGCUCAGGAAAGACUUGAUUUUGCCAUGAAAGAGAUCAUUUUUGACCUUUUGUCUGUUGGGAAACCAGCAAAAGCCUUCAGUCUUAAUCCUGAGAGGAUGAAUAUCGGGCUGAGAGCUUUCCUGGUCAUCGCCGACAAACUGCAGCAGAAGGACGGAGAGCCUCCCAUGCCGAACACUGGCUGUACUUUACCCUCAGGGAACACACUCCGGGUCAAGAAAACAUACCUGAGCAAAACCCUGACAGAUGAAGAGGCCAAAGUCAUCGGGAUGUCACAUUACUAUGUCUAUGUGCGGAAAGCUAUUGACUGCAUCCUCAGACACCUGGAUAAGGAGGUGGGGCGCUGCAUGAUGAUGACUAAUGCCCAAAUGUUGAAUAAGGAGCCUGAGGAUAUGAUCACAGGUGAAAGGAAGCCCAAGAUUGACUUGUUUAGGACGUGCGUUGCUGCCAUUCCUCGAAUUCUGCCUGAUGGGAUGUCCAAACCUGAGCUCAUCGACCUUCUUUCUAGACUGACGAUCCACAUGGACGACGAGCUUCGCCUCAUAGCCCAGAAUUCUUUGCAAAGCCUUCUGGUGGAUUUCUCGGACUGGCGCGACGACGUCCUGUUUGGAUUCAGUAACUUCUUGCUGCGGGAGGUCCAGGACACCCACCAAGGACUUUUAGAUAUGUCCCUCAAAUUACUGCAGCAGCUGCUCACACAGUGGAGACUAACACUGGCUACUCUGGGGAAGAGCCAUGAGCAUGUUAAAACUCACACCAUGGAGCUGCUGCAGUCCAGCUCGAGUCUGAAGAUGCCUGCAGAACGAGGUCCUCACUCCACGGCGCUGCAUGCUGUGGAAGGACUGGCUCUCGUUCUGCUCUGCUCCUGCCAGCUGAGCACCCGCAGACUUGCUGUCACUAUACUCAAAGAAAUCCGAAGCCUCUAUCUGACCAUUGGACAGUCUGAGGAUGAUGAUAAACCAAUGAUAGAGAUUAUGGAUCAGCUCAGCCCCGUCAUCGUGGAAAGUUUUGUUAAUGUUGCAGUUUCUGACACAGCCACGCUGCCAGCUGUUCACCAUGUGGACCUCCAGUGGCUCGUGGAGUGGAAUGCGCUGCUCGUCAACAGUCACUAUGACAUCAGGAGCCCCUCGCACGUGUGGCUCUUCGCCCAGUCUGUGAAGGACUCCUGGGCGCUGUGUUUUUACAGCCUCCUGCGAAGGGACAACCUGCCCAAACACUGCUCCACCGCGCUCAGCUACGCCUGGCCCUAUGCCUUCACUCGACUGCAGAUGCUCAUGCCCCUGGUGGACCCAAACAACCCAGUAUAUGCCAAGAAGACUGGCACCUCUGGGAGUGGGGACAAUUACAUAACCUUAUGGAGGAACUACCUGAUCCUUUGCUUUGGGGUGGCGAAGCCCAGUAUCAUGAGUCCUGGACAUCUGAGAGCAUCGACACCUGAGAUUGCGACUCCUUCUUCUGACAGCAGCCUCAGCCAUGAUAACAAGGUUAUUGGCAGCCCCUCAGUGGCUUGGCUUCUGAAGCAGUUGGUCCCACUAAUGAGGUUGGAGAGCCUUGAGACGACGGAGACAUUAGUUGUGGGAUUUGGUCGCACUAAUUCACUAGUAUUCAGGGAGCUUGUGGAGGAGUUGCAUCCCCUAAUGAAAGAGGCGUUAGAGAGACGACCUGAGAACAAGAAGCGGCGUGAGCGACGAGACCUGCUCCGGCUGCAGCUGCUGCGGAUCUUUGAGCUUUUGGCUGACGCCGGUGUCAUCAGUGACAGUACAAACGGAGCUCUGGAACGUGACACCCUUGCCCUUGGCGCUCUGUUCUUGGAAUAUGUGGAUCUGACUCGAAUGCACCUGGAAGCUGAAAAUGAUAAAGACACCGAGAUCCUUAAAGACAUCCGAGCUCACUUUAGUGCCAUGGUGGCCAACUUUAUCCAAUGUGUACCAGUGCACCACAGGCGCUUCCUGUUCCCACAGCAGAGUCUUCGGCAUCAUCUUUUCAUCCUCUUCAGCCAAUGGGCAGGUCCUUUCAGCGUCAUGUUCACCUCCUUGGAUCGCUACAGUGACAGACAUCACCAGAUCACAAGAUAUCAGUAUUGUGCACUAAAGGCCAUGUCUGCCGUGCUGUGCUGUGGGUCUGUCUUCGAUAACGUGGGCCUUUCUCAAGAUGGAUACCUGUACAAGUGGCUGGACAAUAUUUUAGCCUGCCAGGAUCAGCGGGUUCAUGAGCUUGGCUGUGAAGUCGUCAUCCUGCUGCUGGAGCUUAAUGCUGACCAGGUUAAUCUAAUCAACUGGGCUGUGGAUCGCUGCUACACAGGCUCCUACCAGCUCGCCUCAGGCUGCUUCAAAGCCAUCGCUACGGUCUUUGGCAGCAGCAAAAACUACCCAUGUGACAUUGUGACGUUGCUGAAUCUGGUGCUCUUCAAAGCAUCAAGCACCAGCAGGGAAAUCUACGAGAUUUCAAUGCAACUAAUGCAGAUCCUUGAAGUGAAGUUGUCCCUGUACUCUGAGAAGAUGGCAGAGGUAAAGCCAAGCAGUGUCCUACAUGGCACCCAUGGGCCUCUGCCACCCCUUUACAAUGUCUCGCUGCCUCAGCUCUCCAGUCAGCUGGCCAGGAUGUACCCUGAACUCACACUUCCUCUGUUCUCAGAGGUCAGCCAGAGGUUCCCCACCACCCAUUCAAACGGGAGGCAGAUCAUGCUAACAUACCUCUUGCCCUGGCUCAGUAACAUAGAGCUAGUGGAUAGCGGCUUGUUACUUCCAGUCUUCACUCCGUCCACCGCAAGCUACGACUCCUCGUGCCAGCUGACCAGCCCAGACUCAUCUCAUCCACUGAAGGGUGCUGGCUGGGGAUCCUUACAAGCCACAUCAAUGGUUCUCAAUAACCUCAUGUUCAUGACGGCUAAGUAUGGAGAUGAUCUGCCGGGAUAUGAGAUGGAAAACGCCUGGAAUGCUCUAGUCAGCAAUGAAAACUGGAGCAACAACUUGAGAACCAUGCUGCAGUUCUUUAUCAGUUUAUGUGGCGUCAGCAGUGACACCACCCUCCUCCCAUAUAUCAAGAAAGUGGUGAUCUAUCUCUGUCGAAAUAACACGAUACAAACCAUGGAGGAGUUGCUAUUUGAGUUGCAGCAAAUGGACCCAGUCAACCCUGUGGUGCAACACUGUGACAGCCCUCCUUUCUACCGCUUCACUGCCACAAGCAAAGCCUCUGCAGCAGCUUCAGGAACUACAUCAAGCAGCAACACUGUUGUCGCAGGCCAGGAAAGCUUUACAGACACAGAUGAUGCAAAGACCAAUAAAGAGAAUGAGGAGAGACUCGGUCAUAUGAGAGCACACAACCGUCUGGAGUCCCGAUACAGUAGCAGUUCAGGAGGGUCCUAUGAUGAAGAUAAAAGUGAACCUAUGCCUCCCUACGCUGACUGGCUGACGGCUGUAAUUGAGACCAACAAGCCACACCCUCUGCCCAUGCCUCUCAGUGGAGGAUGCUGGGCUCCUCUGGUGGACUUUUUACCAGAAACCACCACUCCCAGAGGACCACUACACAGGUGUAACAUUGCAGUGAUCUUCAUGACUGAGAUGGUGGUUGACCACAGUGUGAGAGAGGACUGGACCCUGCACCUGCCUUUACUGCUCCACGCUCUAUUUUUGGGUAUGGAUCACUACCGCCCAGAAGUGUUUGAGCACAGCAAACGUCUCCUCCUCCACCUGCUCAUCACGUUGAUCUGUAACAACAACUUUCAGGCCAUCGCAUCCGUUUUACUGCAGACACAGGAAGUCCAUGGAGCUAAGACUCUCACCUGCAAGCCAAACCCGGAAAGUUCACCUACUGGGAGCUUUGACUUCCUGCGGGAGUGUCAGGCGUCUCCGGUUCCAGACUCUGGGCUCAGCUCUUCAUCGACAUCGUCCAGUCUGAGCCUGGGGGGGAGCAGCAACAACUUGCCUGAGAUCACACAGGAGAUGGAGGAGUUUGUGGACCCCACAAACAUAAAUGAAAAGGCAAACAAGCUCAUUGAGUUUUUAGUUACAAGACCAUAUGGACCGCUGUGGUGCCACGAAGACAUUUCACCAAAGAACCAAAUCUCAAAAAGCACCGAACAGUUGACGAACUUCCUGCGACAUGUGAUUUCUGUGUUUAAAGAGUCCAAGUCAGAUUUCCAUCUGGAGCAGCAGCUCAGCGAGGUGGCUCUGCAGACGGCCUUGUGCAGCUCAUCUCGCCACUACGCCGGUCGCUCCUUCCAGCUGUUCCGAGCUCUUCAUCAGCCGAUUUCUGCGCAUGCUGUGUCCGACCUCCUGUCAAGGCUGGUGGAAGUUAUCGGAGAACACGGAGAAGAAGUGCAGGGCUAUGUGAUGGAAGUGUUACUCACUCUGGAAUCUGUGGUGGACAACUUGGCUGAGUGUUUGAAGAACAACGAUCUCAUGGUAUUCUUAACAAGAGCCGCAUCUCCAAAUUUCCUCACCAGUUUCAAGCAGCAGUCCAACAGGAAGAGCACAGGGCAACUGGGCCUGAGAAGAGAGGAGAAGAGCAGGCAUCACAGGAGCUCUUCUGUCCCCAAAAAGUUUGGAGAAGCUGACCGGUGUUCAGAUCCACCCCGCAGUGCCACACUGGAUCGUAUCCAAGCCUGUGAGCAGCAGGCUCUCUUAGCCAAGAUGAGCAGUUCAUCCUUCUCAAAGGACAACGUCACCGACCCGCUGAGCAUCAACCACCCCAGCAACCUGCUAGCCACCAUCUUCUGGGUGGCGGUGUCACUCAUGGAGUCAGACUUUGAGUUUGAGUAUCAGAUGUCUUUAAGGCUGAUGAAUAAGUUGAUGGCAAACAUGUCGCUGGACAAACCGGAGAACAGGGAGCGGCUGGAGAAGCUGCAGAGCCAGCUGAAGUGGAGCAGCUUCACUGGGCUUCAGCAGCUGUUGCUGAAGGGCUUUACCUCCGUGUCCACCACUGACCUCACACUGCAGCUCUUUUGCCAGCUCACGCCUGUGUCCAGAGUCCCUGUGGUGGACACGUCCCAAGCCAUUGGUUUUCCCUUGAACGUUCUCUGCCUGCUCCCACAUCUUGUGCAGAACUUUGAUGCACCUACAGCGUUUUGUCAAGCUGCUGCAGAGAAGAUAGCUCAGGUUUGCCUCGAGGAGAAGAAUUCCAAGCUGUCCAACCUGGCUCAUGUCAUGACUCUGUAUAAAACACACUCUUAUACACGAGACUGCUUCUCUUGGGUCAACGUGGUGUGUCGGUAUCUUCAUGAAGCUUUCUCAGACAUCACGCUGAGUCUGGUCACUUACAUGGCAGAGCUGCUAGAGAAAGGUCUCCCCAGUAUGCAGCAGACACUUUUACAAAUCAUCUACAGCCUCCUGAGUCACAUGGAGCUGAGCGACGUUCAAGCCAAACCCUUCAACAUGGAGGUCCUCAAGACAAUAGAGAAGUUUGUCCAAACUGUCCAUUGGCGGGAGGCACUGAAUAUCCUGAAAAUGGUGGUUUCUCGAUCGGCCAGUUUGGUGCAGCCUUCGUCCCAGAGUGACCUGCCUUAUGAGGACAUCAGCCGCAUCUGGGACUGCUCCUCCAAGGCCCUGCCUGGGAAAACUCUGGAUUUCCACUUUGAUAUAUCUGAAACACCAGUGAUCGGUCGGCGUUUCGAUGAUCUGCAGCGCUCGCCAGGCCAUGACACAAAGAGCGUCACAACGGCAGUGACCCACAGCACCUCCUCCACCUCCUCUGGAUUCACCUCCACCAACGUCCUGGUGCCAGUCAGCUGGAAGAGGCCUCAGUCUUCGCAGAAAAGAACAAGAGAAAAACUGGUGCAUGUUUUAUCUCUGUGUGGACAAGAAGUGGGACUCACAAAAAACCCUUCGGUCAUCUUUUCCAGCUGUGGGGAACUGGACCUCAUGGAGCACCAGCCCAGCCUGGUGUCCUCUGACGAGGGGACCCGGGAACUGGAGAACACAGACGACACCACCUCGGAGCAGCAGUUCAGAGUCUUCAGAGACUUUGACUUUCUGGAUGUUGAGCUUGAAGAUGGAGAGGGAGAGACUGUGGACAACUUUAAUUGGGGUGUGCGUCGGCGCUCUGUGGACAGUUUGGACCAAAGUGACCUGCAGUUUCUGGACAACUGCCUGCUGUCCAGCAUUACGCCCAGCUUCAGCAAGGCUGUUCAUGAAGACUCAGAUGAGUCCUCUGAGGAGGAUUCCCUCACCGUCAGUCAGAUACUCUCUCAUUCUCAGCUCAGUAUCAACCUAUCUCCAACAGCAGAGAUCAGUAGCAUGGACACCUCCUAUGGCAUUUUUGACCAAACGUCAGCAGAUUCAACUCCUCUGAGCACCAAAAAUCCCAGUUUCGAGGUCCAAGUGUCAGAGGACUCGAAGCAGCGGAAUGAGGACUCAAAAGAUGAUGACGACAACAGUGUCCAAGAGGAAGAAAUCUCUCUCUGCAUCAGUGAACUGCCUCCUGAAUGUCAAUGUGGGGACAGUUUGUCCAGUUUGGUUGAAAAUGGUGACAAAGCAGGGCCAGAUGUUGACAUCUGUUUACCCAGUCUUGCGGAGGAGGACAGAGAUGACAUGCUGGACUCGAGCUCCUCGCCCCCGCCGUUGCCCUUCUUCUCGGCCAUUCUUGCCGCUUUCCAACCAGCAGUGUGUGACGACGCAGAGGAGGCCUGGCGGAGUCACAUCAACCAGCUCGUCUGCGAUGCAGAUGGCUCCUGUGCAGUCUACACGUUUCAAGUGUUUUCUUCACUCUUUCAGAGUAUCCAAACUAAGUUUUGCUCCCUGACCUGCGAUGCUGUGAAUUAUCUGGGGGACGGCUUGAGAGGAAUAGGAUCAAAGUUCCUGAGGUCUUCAGAGAUGCUGGCUUCAUGCUCAGAGUGCCCAACUCUACUCAUUGAUACUGACACAAUUAUGUCUUAUGGACUUCUGGAGAAAAUGAAAUUCAGUGUGUUGGAAAUUCAAGAGUAUCUGGAUAGUUACAUCAACAGAAAGGAGGCGGCUCUCACUUGGUUGAACAGCUGUAAGACCACUUUUCCCAUCAAUACAGUAGACACGGUGACGACAUGCCAACCAACGGAGAUGGAAGAAAAGCAACUGGAGCUCUGUCAGAGACUCUACAAACUCCACUUUCAGCUGUUGCUGCUUUUUCAGUCCUACUGUAAACUGAUUGAACAGGUCCAUGCAAUAAGCUUGUUUCCAGAGCUCACAGAUAUGUCCGGUGAACUAAAUGAACUGAGGAACAACCUGAGGGUAGCAGCAGCCUCGGUGAAGAACGAUGACACUUCUGCCUGUGAGAGUUCCUGCUCGGAGACCGUCCUGAGCUCCUCUGAAGCUGCAGUGCAGGCCAUCCUGGAGGCUCUAAAGAACAAUGAGUUUCUAAAAGCCAUUCACUACAUUCGGGAAUGCAGAACAUUGUGGCCAAGCGACAUCUUCGGCAGCCCCUCUGAGGAUGAGAUCCAAACGUUACUGAGCAUUUACUUCAGACAUCAGACUUUGGGUCAAACGGGAACAUUUGCUUUGGUGGGCUCAAAGCAGGACCUGACGGAAAUCUCUGUCAAGCUGAUGGAACUUAACGGGGAGACUCGGGACAUGAUCCGACGAGCACAGGGCUACAAAGCCGUCACAGCUUUUCUCCCUGAUUCCAGGGUUUCAGGCUCAACUCUCUGAUGUUGGUGUGGCGGUUCGUGGCACUUGCAGCUGUGCACUCCAGACUUGUCUGAGGCAGCUCUUUCAUUUCAUUUUUUUUUUUUUUUUUUUACCAAAAUCUCCAUUUCCUGAGAAGAACCAAACCCUUUUCUCCAGCUUCUGUCUCACAGUAUCUCAAUGUCUUGAAGUCCAUGUUAAACA